Malus domestica (apple) is the source of this 935-nucleotide messenger RNA. RefSeq lists its product as uncharacterized. The record is from RefSeq and is a predicted model, not a curated record. Gene Ontology annotation, molecular function: protein-folding chaperone binding. Lineage: Eukaryota; Viridiplantae; Streptophyta; Magnoliopsida; Rosales; Rosaceae. Gene Ontology annotation, cellular component: cytosol.
ACCCGAAGUUUAACGCACAACAACGCAGGGAGUUUACAUCAACAGAAGAUCCUACGGUUUUGAGUGAGCAGAGAAAAACAGAGAGGGAGGAAUGGCCGUGCAACCGGAAGAGAUAUUCUCGAAGUUUUUCGGAUUCGAGGACUGGGGACCCGGAAAUGGGCCGAAGAAAGCAGCGGCCAUUGUGAGGACGUUGCCUUGUACUUUGGAGGAGCUGUACAAUGGCGCCACCAAGAAGCUGAAGAUCUCCAGGGAUGUUCUUGGUGCCAGCGGAAGAAAAAGCACAGUGGAGGAAGUUCUAACAAUCGAGAUCAAGCCGGGAUGGAAAAAGGGCACGAAGAUCACUUUCCAAGAGAAAGGGCCCGACACACGGCGAGGUGUGAUACCAGCAGACAUUGUCUUCAUCGUCGAUGAGAAGCCUCACAGUGUUUUCAAGAGGGACGGGGACAAUCUGAUUGUCACUCAGAAGGUCUCUCUCGCGGAGGCUCUGGCGGGUUACACCGCGCAGCUGACAGCCCUAGACGGGAGAAAUCUGAGAGUCUCUAUCGAUUCCGUUAUCAGCCAGGCCCAUGAAGAAGUGGUUAGAGGGGAAGGGAUGCCUAUCCAGAAGGAACAAUCCAAGAAGGGGAACUUGAUUGUCAAGUUUAGCGUCAAGAUCCCGAAGCUCACCUCAGAGCAGAAAACCGGCAUCAGAAUGUUGCUGACAUCUUUGUGAACGCCGGUCGUUGAUUCGUAGAAGUCGGUAUUAUCUUCCGAAGUAGUGUAAGCUUUCCCAGGUGUAUACUAAGUAAGGUGUUUGUUGUGUUUGUUGUGUUUGUUGUGUUUGCUUGUGUAACAAGUAGAUUGCUGCUCUAUCGGCAAUGACAAUAAAUCCUUUGUAUGUAUGUUUUCAGCGUGUUUAAUUUCGUCAUCAAUCUAAAUCUGUGUUCUGAUGAAAA